This is a messenger RNA of Lagopus muta (rock ptarmigan), 2124 nucleotides long. RefSeq names its product RasGEF domain family member 1A (gene RASGEF1A). Gene Ontology annotation, biological process: positive regulation of GTPase activity; Ras protein signal transduction. Gene Ontology annotation, molecular function: guanyl-nucleotide exchange factor activity. The record is from RefSeq and is a predicted model, not a curated record. Lineage: Eukaryota; Metazoa; Chordata; Aves; Galliformes; Phasianidae. The coding region runs from base 417 to 1889 and encodes 490 amino acids. Gene Ontology annotation, cellular component: plasma membrane. The transcript has 15 exons.
CCCGCCGCCGGCUGCGGAAUGGGCGGCUCUGGCUGCGGGCGGCCGGCGGCUGGCACACGGCGGAGGCAGCCGCAGCCGGUGCGAGGAGCGAGCCCACCCUGCCGCUGAGGAUGACGCGCGGGGCACCGGCGCUGACCUCUCUCGUGCCGGUCGCGAACCGAGAGCAGCCGAGGAGCCGCGCGGGGCGGGAGCACGCUUAUUAAGAGUUGACUUUCAAACGCUGCGUUUACGAAUGGCAUGGGAAAUAGCUGUGCUAGAAAAAGGAGUCCGUACGCAAGGACGGGGUCUGGUGCGCUGACAGCUACGGGGAAGGCAGCAGGUACCUGCAGGCAGCCACGAGCAGGGGAAGAAGGCAAGACACAUGACAAAAAUCACAGAGUGAAAUAGCUGGAAGUCCACCCACUGGGAAAGGCUGGAUGGCAGAACCACUGUGCAAUGCUGCUGUAAAGAAAUGCAAAGAAACUAUGCCCCAGACGCCAAUAUUUUCCAGCAUGCUUGGCUCCAGCUGUAGUGGACAAGUGCAGCCUGAUACAGAGAGAUGCGUGGACCCUGUUUAUCAGGAUGGGAACAUUGUUUCUGGAUCAUUGGAGGCCUUGAUAGAGCGCCUGGUACCCACCAUGGACUAUUAUCCAGAUAGGACUUACAUCUUCACUUUCCUGUUGAGCUCCCGAGUCUUCAUUCACCCACAUGAGCUCCUGGCUAAAGUGGGACAGAUCUGCAUUAAACAGAAGCAGCAGCUGGAAGCCGGGACUGAGGCAGAAAAGGCAAAGCUGAAGUCCUUCGCUGCCAAAAUCAUCCAGCUCCUGAAGGAAUGGACUGAAACUUUCCCCUACGAUUUCCAAGAUGAAAAAUCCAUGAAGGAGUUGAAGGAGAUUGCUCACAGGAUCACCCAGUGUGAUGAGGAAAAUGGCACGGUGAAAAAGAUCAUUAGCCAGAUGACACAGAACCUCCUGAUGGCUCUCUCUGCACGGAGCCAAUACCAGGAAAUCAAAGAGAAAUUCCGGCAACCUGCUACGGACAAAGGCACCAUCCUCAAAACCAAGCCACAGUCUACUCAAAAGGACAUUCUGAGUGUGUGCUGUGACCCUCUGAUCUUGGCACAACAGCUAACCCAUAUUGAACUGGAACGGGUGAGCAACAUUUACCCAGAGGAUCUGAUGCAGAUUGUCAGCCACAUGGACUCUCUGGAUAAUCACAAGUGCCGAGGCGAUGUUACCAAAACCUACAAUUUGGAGGCCUAUGACAACUGGUUCAACUGUCUUAGCAUGCUGGUGGCCACUGAGAUUUGCAGGGUUGUAAAGAAAAAACAGCGUACAAGAAUGGUGGAAUUUUUCAUUGAUGUGGCAAGAGAGUGCUUCAACAUUGGAAACUUCAACUCAAUGAUGGCUAUUAUCUCUGGCAUGAACUUGAGUCCUGUGGCACGGCUAAAGAAAACUUGGUCCAAGGUCAAAACUGCCAAAUUCGACGUGUUAGAGCAUCACAUGGAUCCAUCCAGCAACUUCUGCAAUUACCGCACGGCCCUGCAAGGAGCAGCACAGCGAUCUCAGACUGCCAACAGCAAUCGAGAGAAAAUAGUCAUCCCAGUUUUCAACCUGUUUAUCAAAGAUAUCUACUUCCUGCACAAAAUACACACAAACCGCUUACCCAAUGGGCAGAUAAACUUCAAGAAAUUCUGGGAAAUAUCAAGACAGAUUCAUGAUUUCCUGACAUGGAAGCAGGUCGAGUGUCCUUUUGAAAAGGACAAGAAGAUCCAGAGUUAUCUACUCACUGCACCCAUUUACAGUGAAGAAGCUCUGUUUAUUGCAUCUUUUGAAAGUGAAGGUCCAGAAAACCACAUGGAAAAAGACAGCUGGAAAACACUCAGGACUACUCUGCUUAACAGGGCCUGAGAUUUUUGGAUCUGAUCUGCAGACUUCAAAGCACACAGAAUGAAUGUGUUUUUACAACCUGAAAGACUUGGACUGAGUUAAGAUGACCUCACUGGUUGAGGUCUGUUUUGUAUAUACAGUACCUUUUAUGAAACAAAAUGUGGUAAAUAUUUCACAUGUCAACCUUAAGGCACUUAAGUGAAGGGUUUUGUUUUUUUAUUUAAGAAAAAAAAAAAAAGGGCAGGGCCCUGUUCUC